CCAUCAGGGUGCUGCGUGGAGCUGCUGCUGCUGCUGCUGGCCGGGGAGCUGCCCCUGGGCGGCGGCUGCCCGCGGGACUGUGUGUGCUACCCGGCACCCAUGACGGUCAGCUGCCAGGCGCACAACUUCGCCGCCAUCCCCGAGGGCAUCCCGGAGGACAGCGAGCGCAUCUUCCUGCAGAACAACCGCAUCUCCCUCCUCCAGCAGGGCCACUUCAGCCCCGCCAUGGUCACCCUGUGGAUCUACUCCAACAACAUCACCUUCAUCGACCCCAACACCUUCGAGGGUUUCGUGCACUUGGAGGAGCUGGACCUCGGCGACAACCGGCAGCUGCGGACACUGGCGCCGGAGACCUUCCAGGGCCUGGUGAGGCUCCAUGCCCUCUACCUCUAUAAGUGCGGGCUCAGUGCCCUGCCUGCGGGCAUCUUCGGGGGCCUGCACAGCCUGCAGUACCUCUACCUGCAGGACAACCACAUUGAGUACCUGCAGGAUGACAUCUUCGUGGACCUGGUCAACCUCAGCCACCUAUUUCUCCAUGGCAACAAGCUGUGGAGUCUAGGCCAGGACACCUUCCGGGGGCUGGUGAACCUGGAUCGGCUGCUGCUUCAUGAGAACCAGCUGCAGUGGGUCCACCACAAGGCUUUCCACGACCUCCGUCGGCUCACUACCCUCUUCCUCUUCAACAACAGUCUCUCUGAGCUGCAGGGAGACUGUCUGGCACCGCUGGGGGCCCUGGAGUUCCUUCGCCUCAACGGGAACGCCUGGGACUGUGGCUGCCGGGCGCGCUCCCUGUGGGAAUGGCUUCAGAGGUUCCGGGGCUCCAGCUCCGCUGUCCCUUGUGUGUCCCCUGAGCAGCGGCAGGGCCAGGACCUGAAGAUGCUGAGUGCUGAGGACUUCCGGAACUGCACCGGGCCAGCGUCCCCACACCAGAUCAAGUCACACACGCUCACCACCGACAGAGCUGCCCGAAAGGAACAUCACCCAGCCCGUGGCUCCGCCAAGGACAAGAGCCACCCACAGGGCCAUCUGCCCGGUUCUCGGACGGGCUCUAGGAAGCCAGGCAAGAACUGCACCAGCCACAGGAAUCGCAACCAGGUCUCCAAGGUGGGCACUGGGAAGCAUGCCCACGAGCUGCAGGACUAUGCCCCUGACUACCAGCACAAGUUCAGCUAUGACAGCAUGCCCACCGCGCGGCCCAAGAGGAAGGGCAAGUGUGCCCGCAGGACCCCCAUCCGUGCCCCCAGCGGGGUGCAGCAGGCCUCCUCCAGCAGUUCUUUGGGGGCCUCCAUCCUGGCCUGGAUACUGGGGCUGGCAGUCACUCUUCGCUGAGGACCCGGAGCACCAGCACCCAGCACUGCCACGUGUCCACCAAGGAACAGAAUUUCUUUUCUUUUUUUAUAAAUGGAGGAUCUGCUGGGUUUCAGGCAGAGUCUGGUAAAGGCUUCAGCUGCUGUCUGGACCCUGCCUGGUGGAUUAUAAACCCAAAGUGUACAGCCCCAAGCAGGAGGGGAUUAGCACACCUCACCCAGCUGUCCCAGCCAGCCCCCCUCCGAGCAGCCACGGACAGUACCCAUCCAGCAAGGAUGGGACAGUGCCCCAUGGGAGUUGAGCUCUGUGGAAUCCUGGUUAUUUGGAGAGGUCUGAGGGGACCCUGCCAUUCUUGGAGGAAGCAGGACUCAGAGGAACAGAGGAUGCUUCCCCAAGAGGCUAGGUUGACUGGCCGUCUGGGAGUACAUGAGCAGGUGGCAUUUUGGCUUUUGUCUGAAGGCUACUUAGUCAACCUGCCCUGAAUCCAACAGCGUGCCACCUUCAGUCCCUUCCCUGGGGUGACACUUCUCAUUCCUGAUGUCUCAGGCAACCCUGGCACACCCAGCCCAGACCCUGGGCUCCAAGAACCAGUUACCAAAGGAAAGAUCAUCAGAGGCUGAAAUUCAGAACUUCAUCACGUGCAAUGAGUUUCUCACAGGAGGUGCAGUUUUAUAACUAUGUCCACUUAUAUAUACACACUCUGCGCGCACACGCACACACACACGUAUAUAUAUAUAUAUAUACACACAAAGACACAGGUCCCCUGCCCCACACCCUUACCAAACUGUAUGUCUUAUCAUGUUUAUAAACUAUAUGGAAAACUAUAUCUGCUGAACUAAGGAUUGCACUGGUGAUUUCUAGCAAGAAGAGAGUUAUAGGAUUUUUGUCUAGAAUCCCAACCUGCAACAACAAUCCCCAUGUCAUCUGGGCUUGCCAGAGUCAUAGGCAGAUGGUCAGUGGGGAGGGCCAGAGGGAAGGGGGGGCAGCAAGAAUCACUUCAGGGGACCAAUAUUCUUAGAUUUAAAGCAUCGCCUUGUUUUUAUAUACAACACAAGCCCACCUGCCGCCCCGGAGCCCCAUCACCCCACCCCCCAUAGUAACUGUUGGCGUCAGGGUGAGAGGUGAGAAGCAGCUUGUUGGACAUCAGGGAGCUAGGUCCUGGGGACAGACUGGAUGGAGAAAGGGAAUGAAGGAGCUUUGGGUUUCUUAGGCCUUUGGGUGAAGCAGCCUUCACAGUGUUAGUUCAAUAGGCCGGGCGGUGUUGUCAGCCUAGCGUUUUGCCAUUGAUGGUCUGGACAGGCCAGGGAGACUCUGGGCAUGAGCCCAGGCCCCCAGCACAGCUCAAGUGCAGAAUUUUUCCUUGAGGCUCUUUGAUGAACAUCCCAGCAAGGGCCCUGUGUAGGGUGGCAGGAAGGAAAGCAUCAGGCAGCCUUAGCAGAAGGGAAUAGUGAGGGCAUUUCAAGAACCAUCUCAGGCGCUACUGCAUUAUGGAGGGGCUGUCCCUACUGGUCCUCCUGAAGAAACUCGGGGCUGGGCAGAGAUUGGGGUCCAGACUCAGGGGUCAGGAGCGGGGAUGUACAGGGAGUAAGGCAGUCACGCUCAGACAGGGGACAAGGGCUCCAGUCAGAGCUGGCCAUGCUGCUGGCUGGGGCCUGGGUGGGCACAGUCUCCUUUGCGCUUUGCACAAACCUGAAUUCCCCACCAGAGAGGAUGUAUAUGAGGAGCAAGAAACACUGAAUCCAAUUAA
This is a messenger RNA of Molossus molossus (Pallas's mastiff bat), 3055 nucleotides long. RefSeq names its product reticulon 4 receptor like 1 (gene RTN4RL1). Gene Ontology annotation, cellular component: plasma membrane. The transcript has a single exon. Lineage: Eukaryota; Metazoa; Chordata; Mammalia; Chiroptera; Molossidae. The record is from RefSeq and is a predicted model, not a curated record. The annotation marks the transcript as partial. Gene Ontology annotation, molecular function: protein binding.